This is a messenger RNA of Entelurus aequoreus (snake pipefish), 1585 nucleotides long. Its product is annotated as CBY1-interacting BAR domain-containing protein 2-like. The transcript has 11 exons. Gene Ontology annotation, biological process: cilium assembly. Lineage: Eukaryota; Metazoa; Chordata; Actinopteri; Syngnathiformes; Syngnathidae. Bases 1 to 1164 code for a protein of 387 amino acids. Gene Ontology annotation, cellular component: ciliary transition zone; ciliary basal body. The record is from RefSeq and is a predicted model, not a curated record.
AUGACAACGCCCCUGCGUUACCUGGUGAUGACGCAAACAGGUGGCAAAGCAAACAUCAAACCAGCAGAACCUGCAAGAAUGAACAGUUUGUUUGCCAGUGUUCAGGUGAAGCACCUGCAGCGAGCACUGAGACACGCUGAGGCGCAAAUGGCCGACAUGUGCCAGCUGCUGGCUUCUUACGCCAGACAGAGCGCCAAGCUCCGAGACCAGGCUGACACGCUGGUGGCUCGGCUCUUCGACUUCUCAGACUCGGAGGAUGCCGAGAUCCAGGUCGGCCUGAGAAGGCUCGCCCAAGACCUCGCCUUGGUGCAGGACUACAGGCAUGCUCAGGUACAAAGACUGGAGACGCAAGUCGUUGCUCCUCUAAAAGCAUAUAGCGGCAUCAUCGCAAAUACAAAGGCCAGCAUGAAGAUGUUCAGUGCCGAUCUUCACGGUGAGCUGAAGGAGUUACAGAAACUGGAGAAUAUUCGCCUGAAGAACCUGACGGCUAGACAGACCAACGGAUCCCUCAUCCAGAAGUCUGGUCUCACUCAAGGCGGCGAUGUCAAUACCAUAACGUCUGAGCUCAGCAGCAACAAGCGCAGUUCUUCUUUGCGGCCUGUCAGGGUUGUUGUCCAGGAGGACAUCCUGACGCCGUCAGACUUUGUGCUUCAGAAUCCAAUUGCUGUUCUGGAUCCACCAAGUUCCCAGCCGCACUAUCUUCGCCACAAAGAGAUGGAGCCUAGUGGCAAGGGGGAAACCCAGGACAACCAGCACCUCUUCAUAGCUGCAGGAGGCCGCCGGAACCCUCAGUCUGUCGUGGCCCGGCCAAGUUUCUUGUGCAGCGCAGAAGUAAAUUCGAGGAAAGCCUCCAGCAAUGCGCAGCACAGCAUGAUGAAGAUGGAGGAAAGCAUCACUGCCUUCCACCACCAGAAACGAAAGGAUUUUAAAACGAUUUUCAUGGACUUCAUCACAGUGGAGAUGAUUUUUCAUGCUAAAGCACUGGAGGUGUAUUCACACGCGUUCCAACACCUGCUGGCCACGAAGACUGGAAUGCACAACCAGGAGGAUCCUCUGCGCCAAGAAAGGAACGUAAACGAAGCUCGAGAGACCUUCCGCCCGGUUGAGGAGGAAAAGAGAAGAUCUGGCAAAGCAAAGCAGCCCGGGUCUCAUCAUCUCGGCUAGGGCGCCCAAAUAUGGGCGUCUGAAGGUCCACACCCGAUGAUGAGGAUGAUGAUGUCCAAGCUGCAAAUGGUGUUUUCCUUUAGACAUGUUUAAUAAUCCAUCACAUCUUUCACAUUUCAAUAUUUUAACUUGCAAGGAUGACACGUUUUGUUUCAAGUCUGAAAAGUACUUUGGUCAUUUCUGCACAGUCCUUGAAGUAAACACGCAAACGUUUUUAAAUUCACAUCAAUUAUACUUACAAUUAGAAGUGUCCCGAUCCGAUAUUGAUUUAGGUCAGUGAUUCUCACGCUGUGUUGCGUGUACCACUAGUGGUACAGCAAAUGAUCUCUUGAUUAAAGUACAGUGUUUUAUUUUCAUAUAUUCAAACACAGUGUUACUGUUCUAACUGUGUGUAAUGUUACAGUGGCCAAAGAUAAUAAAU